GUUCGUACAGGCUCCAGCUAUGUCGUCCCCUCAUCUGUCAAUUUGCCGAAUGUUGCCCAUACCCAGGGUGGACGAGGUCCCGUUUCGGACAAGGAAGCCGUGGCCACGAUCAAACCACUGAUCGCGGGACGAGACCAGAUCCGCCUGCUCGUUGUGGGACACGGAUCGCGGCACAUCUUGCGCGUACCGGAGAUCCGCUUCGUGUGGGUCAAGUUCAGAGUCAUCAAUGUCCGGGUUGUGCUCGAAAAGGGUACAACUGGGUGCUCUUGGGACGAAGAGCCUUGUUUUAAAGCAGCUCGAGCGCUGAGAGGCGACUGUUCCAAGGCCGCGGCGUCUAAGGAGGGUCAGUGCCAAUCUCUUCUUGAGGCCAAAUUUGUAUUUCAACUUGUCGAGUUCGAGUCGAAGAUGUAAGUUGACCAGCCGUUUUUACGAGACGAUGGGCUCAAGGCUUCCGCGGUGUCAGCUUGGAAUGACCUCGUCCACUGCGGCCGGCACAUGGCGACUGAUGACUGGAACCCAUUCCCCGAGGUCAUUCGACCGCCGUUGAUGUCCACUUGUCACGUGGCAUCGACCGAGGAACGGGACCAUGUCUUCUUUCACGAGACUCUAUUGAGCGCGGAAUGCCACCACACUUGGAAUAAUUUCUGUAGAUGUCACGUUAGGGAUCAAAUCACGGGGCAGCGUGACGCAGUCGGACGAGCACGUCAAUCUAUGAGACACCCGAGUGAAGUUGGAUAUCGGAGUCUCUACUUGUCGCCUUGCUGCAUCGAUCUCGAAAGCAACCAGCUCGAGCAACCCGAUGGCGGGAUGCCCAUGCCCAUGUCUGUAUCAUGCUUUUACCCAUGGUAUGAGCCCACAUGCAACAAAGAAACCAGGCUUUCAAGCACGAAUUGCUGUCGGCUGCCUAAGAAUCUGAGUAUGGAACCGAUGCGGCGAAGGGUUGAAGAAGACAAUGCAUUCGUUGAGCCGUCUUUGUAUGACGAAACAGCGAAUCUAUAUAGGCGGCUGGCGCUACUUGCGGUGGGCGACAUAGGGGCGGAAAAGGCUUGCGAGUUAUGUAGGCUGCCGAUGCUGAUGCUCAACUACUUGCUGCAGCAGGCUUGGUCGUUAACGCUGUAGCUGCAGGCCGUUGGCUGGGACGCACUUCUGUAGCGCUGCUAGGCAGGGGUAUAGCGGCUGGGGGCAUCCUGCCGAAAGCGCUGCCGAGCUUGCUUGCGGGACCAGUGCCGUAGCCGAGUUGACGAGACCGCCGGCCAACCGAUUGCACUUUGUAUCCCAGUUAAGAGGGACAUCCGGUGGACAGAGCGGGAGUAACCUGCUCUGCAUCCCAGACAAUAUUCUUGCCUCUGUCGCUGAUGCCAGCACACAGAUGAAAGCGCCAAAGAACAGACGCCCGUCGGUCCAGAUAAUGAAGGCAUUGGGAUGACCUUUGAUGGAGGCAACUGUAGUUGAGCUGCAGCAUAUCGCCGCCUGCUGCGCCCACGGACGCCCAGCUGUGCCAUUUUAUCAAUAAU
This is a messenger RNA of Tilletiaria anomala UBC 951, 1514 nucleotides long. RefSeq lists its product as uncharacterized. The record is from RefSeq and is a predicted model, not a curated record. Lineage: Eukaryota; Fungi; Basidiomycota; Exobasidiomycetes; Georgefischeriales; Tilletiariaceae. The coding region runs from base 496 to 1119 and encodes 207 amino acids. The transcript has a single exon.